UCCUCUCUCUCUCUCUCUCUCUCUCUCUCUCUCUCUCUGCGUUGCCUGAUGACCCGGUCCCUCGUCACUCCCUGCUCUCCUUCCAUCUUCACGUGGAAUAAUGAUAUCUUCAUGAUCUCCAAAGUAGCACAACAGAAGAACCUGGAGGGGUACGUGGGCUUCGCAAACCUCCCCAACCAAGUGUACAGGAAGUCCGUGAAGAGAGGCUUCGAGUUCACGCUAAUGGUCGUGGGAGAAUCCGGGCUGGGGAAGUCGACGCUCAUCAACUCACUGUUCCUCACAGAUCUGUACUCUGCAGAGUAUCCUGGACCUUCCCACAGAAUCAAGAAGACUGUACAGGUGGAACAGUCCAAGGUGCUGGUAAAAGAGGGGGGAGUGCAGCUGCUGCUCACCAUCGUGGACACACCGGGAUUCGGAGACGCCGUAGACAACAGCAACUGCUGGCAGCCGGUGAUCGACCACAUCGACAGUAAGUUUGAGGAUUACCUCAACGCAGAGUCGCGGGUCAACAGACGGCAGAUGCCUGACAACAGAGUGCACUGCUGCUUGUACUUCAUCGCCCCCUCUGGACACGGACUGAAGCCGCUGGACAUCGAGUUCAUGAAGCGGCUACAUGAAAAAGUGAACAUCAUCCCGCUCAUCGCCAAAGCCGACACGCUGACCCCAGAGGAGUGCCAGCAGUUCAAGAAGCAGAUAAUGCGAGAAAUCCAGGAGCACAAAAUCAAAAUCUACGAGUUCCCGGAAACGGACGACGAGGAGGAGAACAAGCUCGUGAAGAAGAUCAAGGAUCGGCUGCCGCUGGCCGUCGUGGGCAGCAACACCAUCAUCGAGGUGAACGGGAAGCGCGCGAGAGGGAGGCAGUACCCGUGGGGUGUGGCUGAAGUUGAGAACGGAGAGCACUGCGACUUCACCAUCCUGAGGAACAUGCUCAUCAGGACCCACAUGCAGGACCUGAAGGACGUGACUAAUAACGUUCACUAUGAGAACUACCGCAGCAGGAAGCUGGCCGCCGUCACCUACAACGGCGCGGACAACAACAAGAACAAAGGCCAGCUCACCAAAUUUGAGACAGUUGAUGGCAUGAGUCCGCUGGCGCAGAUGGAGGAGGAGAGGAGAGAGCACGUGACGAAGAUGAAGAAGAUGGAGAUGGAGAUGGAGCAGGUGUUUGAGAUGAAGGUGAAGGAGAAGCUGCAGAAGCUGAGGGACUCGGAGACGGAGCUGCAGCGGCGUAAUGAGCAGAUGAAGAAGAACCUGGAGGCUCAGCAUAAGGAGCUGGAGGAGAAGAGGAGGCAGUUUGAGGAGGAGAAGCUCAGCUGGGAGGCGCAGCAACGCAUGGUGGAGCAGCAGAAACUCGACGCCUCUAGGACUUUGGAGAAAAACAAGAAGAAGAAGAUCUUCUAAAGUGUUCCCACCACCACGAUGUACCAGUUGCCAACGAUGCCAGCCUGGACUGUCUGUCGGUCAAGCAUAAUGCUAUAUCCCCACCCUCCCUGUGUGUGUGUGUGUGUGUGAGAUAAUGACGAGUGAAUUAUUGUUGUUUCAGGGCUGAGCAGUACGACGUAUAGAUGCAGACCACGAGACACGAAUACACAGUAUGUACAGCAGGUUUAUGAACAGAGCGCAGAAGAAGUUGACGUUCACAUCCGAGGCGUAAUAAUAAAACCACUCUCGAGUUUAACGUUCGCCGAGAGCCAAUAACGACGCGCAGAAAAGCCUGUUGUGACGUCAUCGUGUCGUCGUAUUGCUCAGCCUUUCUCCGAGACCCGUCCCUCAAUCCCCUCCUUCCGUUCCUCUCUAUACCGACGUGUAGUCCAAAGAGCCGCUCUGCCCACACACACACACACACACACACACACACACACACACACACACACACACACACACACACACACACACACACACACACACACACACACACACACACACACACACACACACACACACACACACACACACACACACCCAAACAUGCCGACAGACUCGAAUCAGACUCGACCGCAAGGCUGCAGUACACCUCAGGCCAUUUAUUCAUUUUGUUAAUUUUUUAAAAAUAAAAAUAAAAAAACAAUUUUAAAAAAUGUGGCUUUAUUAUUAUUAUUAUUAUUAUUAUUAUUAUUAUUAUUUUCUUCUUCCUCUCUAAGAAAUGUUAAGCUCUUCCAUUUUGUGUAAUUUAAGUUAUCUAGCCUCGGACCGCGUUGUAUAACGUUUUUUGUUGUUGUUUGUGUAACAUUUCAUUCAUAUUUGUUUUGGUCUGUAUAUUACGUGCUCUUUAUAUAUCCACCCCGCUACAGCGCUCGUUUACCGGCAUCAGCGCGUCGUAGUCUGGACCCGGAGCUUGGCGUUGGAAUCUGCAGGGACACGUUUACACCUUGCGUUAACGUACGGCGCGUAUGGGUCGGGUUCAGGGUCCCGGUGUGUGUGUGUGUGUGUGUGUGUGUGUGUGUGUGUGUGUGUGAUCGACGCGAUGGAUUUUGGAGACAUCGUUCCAGCUGUGAAGCGUGGUGGCGGGUGCAUCGCUCGCUUUUUUCAAAAACGGGGGUUGUUAUAAAUGAUGACGACGAGGCCUGUGGAGGAGCACGUUCUCUCGUCUGUUUGUUUGUUUGUUUGUUUGUUUGUUUUUAAAGUGGUUAAACGCUGUCCGCUGAUAACCGGGUCUCUGAAACGUUAACGCAGGGUGUAAAUGUUGCCUGUGAUGCUGUACAAGACCUGUUCUCGAAGAUGUCAUUUGAAGCGGGGAGAAGCGGAACUGCUCACACAGCCGAAUACAUUUUGGAAAAUCGCCUCCCCCGGUGUCUCCUUGACCCUCGUGAGCGGUCACUGCGAGGCCUCGGUCACAAAGCACGGUUACUCUGAAGUCUUUCGAAGAACAGCUUCAACCUUACAAGCCGGUUUUCCCCCCAGGUAUCUCUUCAGCAUGAUCCAGAUUAGCGACUCGCUGCUCAUUGGCCGAUUGGAGCCGUGACCGUGAGCUCCCGCCCACAACUGUCCAUUCUCACUCACCCACAUUUAGCUCUCCAUUAUGUACUGCACCUAUAUCUUUUCUUCUUCUUCUUCUUCUUCUUUUUAAUUUAAGUUCUUUGGUUUUUUUCUUGUACAAAGUCACAUAAUAAAACUGUGAUGAUGAACUGAAA
Ictalurus punctatus (channel catfish) is the source of this 3131-nucleotide messenger RNA. RefSeq names its product septin 7a (gene septin7a). NCBI's taxonomy places the organism in Eukaryota, Metazoa, Chordata, Actinopteri, Siluriformes, Ictaluridae. The record is from RefSeq and is a predicted model, not a curated record. Gene Ontology annotation, cellular component: septin complex; microtubule cytoskeleton; cell division site. Gene Ontology annotation, molecular function: molecular adaptor activity; GTPase activity; GTP binding. The coding region runs from base 49 to 1401 and encodes 450 amino acids. The transcript is spliced from 14 exons. Gene Ontology annotation, biological process: cilium assembly; cytoskeleton-dependent cytokinesis.